CGAACCUGCAGGAGGGGGAGGGACACAUUAGGGGAGAGGACAGCGCAGUUAUGUACUGAGGACUAUAUAUUGUGGCAAUGGCUGCCUUGACGCCACACUCUCAGGUGCUGUCACUCGCCGCUUGUCGCUGUUGUACCACACGCAAUCCGUAAGUCAUGAAGACUGCUGCUAGUGCGAGCCGCGCACUGACACUGUUGGCCGUGGUUCUGGUGGCGGCCACGCUGCUCAUGGACACCGCAGAGGCUCACCGAGGAAGAGGGCCUCCUCAAGCUUUGAAUGAAGCCAUCGCACGUUGUGUGUGUGACGGGCCUGGCGAUGAUGCUUGCAUUAGCUGCCUCAACCCAGAGACUGACUUUACAGACUGGACCGAAUUCUUCACAUGCCUCAGUGAUGCCGGGGCUGAUACCAGUAUCACUGCAGCGUGUACUGAACCCCCUCCAAGAAACCGUGGCAGAUCAUCUUAACAGAAACAGCUGCUUCUAUGGCGAUCCCAGAACAACAUCGGCAAUAAAAUAAUGAGGAAAUAACGGAAACGACACCUUCAACUGCACCACUAUCACCACUACCACUAUUAGUCUUUGUCCUGCCUGUUGCCUUCAAUCCUCUUUUGCAUGCCUGUCUAUCUGUCUCGCACUCUUAACUUCAAUAAAGUCUCACAAAAGU
Portunus trituberculatus (swimming crab) is the source of this 663-nucleotide messenger RNA. RefSeq lists its product as uncharacterized. The transcript has 5 exons. The record is from RefSeq and is a predicted model, not a curated record. Bases 156 to 464 code for a protein of 102 amino acids. Lineage: Eukaryota; Metazoa; Arthropoda; Malacostraca; Decapoda; Portunidae.